Messenger RNA from Mus caroli (Ryukyu mouse), 2416 nucleotides. The record is from RefSeq and is a predicted model, not a curated record. Lineage: Eukaryota; Metazoa; Chordata; Mammalia; Rodentia; Muridae.
ACUCGGCCCUUUCCGCCCCGCUUCGGCCCCGCUCGGUUCCCGCCCCCCUCCGCCCCUCGCUCGCUCCCUCCCUCCAGCCAGGGACAGCCCCCGAGCUCAGGCCGGCGAGUUUGCCGGGGCUGGUUGUGCGCGUCCCGGACGCUCGGGCUCACCUGGACAACCCGCAUCCCCGCCACGCUCCUUGUCCCACCUAAAAACUUCUCGGAGAGCGACGGUCGGGCAGCGCGCUCGCCCCGCGCAGUCCCCAGCGCUUUCUCGCUCCCCGGGCAGGCGGCGGCGGCGGCGGCGGCGGGAGACGGGAGUCGCGGCGUGAGGGGCGCCCCCGCCGGCCCCUCUGGGAACAUGGCGACCGGCGGCUACCGGAGCGGCGGCAGCACCACCACGGACUUCCUGGAGGAGUGGAAGGCGAAGCGCGAGAAGAUGCGCGCCAAGCAGAACCCCGCGGGCCCGGGGUCGAGCGGCGGGGAUCCAGCCGCCAAGUCCCCCGCGGGAUCGCUGACCCCGACCGCGGUCGCGGGAACCUCGGAGCUCAACCACGGCCCCGCGGGCUCGGCCGCACCUGCCGCCCCCGGGCCCGGCGCCCUGAACUGCGCUCACGGCUCGUCCGCGCUGCCCCGCGCGGCUCCCGGCUCCCGGCGGGCGGAGGACGAGUGCCCUAGCGCCGCUGCGGCCGUGGGAGCGCCUGGGUCCCGGGGCGAUGAGGAGGAGCCGGAUAGCGCCCCGGAGAAGGGCCGCAGCUCGGGACCCAGCGCCAGGAAAGGCAAGGGGCAGAUCGAGAAGAGGAAGCUGCGGGAGAAGCGCCGCUCCACCGGCGUGGUCAACAUCCCCGCGGCGGAGUGCUUAGAUGAGUACGAAGAUGAUGAAGCAGGACAGAAGGAACGGAAGCGAGAGGAUGCCAUCACCCAGCAGAACACCAUCCAGAACGAAGCUGCGACCCUCCCAGAUCCAGGCACAUCCUACCUGCCCCAGCAAUGUUUAUAUACUAUCCACUUUUAUUUCCACAGCACAACCAGUGCCCCAGAAGAUGAAAUCUCAAAUAGAUAUCCCCGAACAGACAGAAGUGGUUUCAGUAGACACAACAGAGAUGCAAAUGUGCCGGCUAGUUUCUCCUCAAGUAGCACCUUGGAAAAGAGAAUUGAAGAUCUUGAAAAGGAAGUUGUAAGAGAAAGGCAAGAAAACCUUCGACUUGUGAGACUGAUGCAAGAUAAAGAAGAAAUGAUUGGGAAACUCAAGGAAGAGAUUGAUUUGUUAAAUAGAGACCUAGAUGACAUGGAAGAUGAGAACGAGCAACUAAAACAGGAAAAUAAAACUCUUUUGAAGGUUGUUGGGCAGCUGACAAGGUAGAAGCUGCACGGGCGGCUUCGGUGUGGAAAGCCUGCUUUUACACUACUGAUGAAUGUCAUGGCUAAGGCUAAGCUGAGACGUCUGUGAUUCACUGCGUUGUUGAGAGGACUGUAUAUUUAUUUCUAGAAAACACGUGGAUUUUUUUUUCAAGCUUCACUCUUUUUCAUUGCUAGUUUCUAAGAAGUGUAAGCCCUGUAUUUCACAUAGAAGUAACGUUUUUAGUUAUUAAAAUCAUAGGUAAUGCCUCUUGGUUUUGUGCGAUAUCCAGAUAAUAUAUGGUUCAAAGUAACAGCCAUUUGCAUAUAUUUUAUCUAUGUUAGCCCAUAUUCUCCCUAAAGGACUAUGCAUAGUCUUUGUUUACAUGAAUUCACAUCCUUGGGGGAGAUGGCCUACGAUGCCUUAUUACUAAUGUGUGCGGCCUUCUGUGUGUUAAUACUUGGACGGAAAGACUCAUCUGCUGUCGUCUCUACUUUCCACAUGCUGUAAUGAUUCCCAGUAGUAAUAGACACACUAUUUUGUAUAGCAGUAAUCAUUCAAAGGAAAGCUAUUUUACAGAGUUACUUCAUGUGUUCUAGUUGGCUAAUUAUAAACUUAAGAGAAUACUUGAACUGUGUUAUAGUAAGUGAAAAAUUACUAUUUUGUGUUUGGAUUUUAAAAAUUUUUCAAUAACUUCUGAAAAAAACAGUUUAUGUAUAGUUGAUGUAGGUACAUCGUUCUUUUUUUAUUGAUCUAGGGUUUACUAGUAAAUAAUGGGAUAUUUUAAAAGUUGUUUAUUCUUCAGGCCUCACGUUGUGUACAAUUUUAGUACUGAAGAAGAAAAUUGAUGCUGUUAAUAGCAUGUGCUUCAAAAUCAGAACCAAAAUAUUUUUCCACAUGAAAACUAUGUACACGUAUGUACACAUAUGUCAGCAUGCGUAAGCAGAGAUAACAGGAUAAUCUCAGCUGAUUCCUGGGUUGGAGACCCUGGGACGCCUUUUUCUUAAGAGAGAAAGUCCCAUAAUCUUAACGCUGAGGAUUUUAAAGCAACCGUAUUUGAAGAUUUAUAAAAUAAAGUUGCCUUCUAUUAAAUAUC